AUGCCCAGGGCAGCACGGCAGCACGCUGGAGCGCCCAGGGCAGCACGGCAGCAGCACAGCAGCACGCUGGCACGCCCAGAGCAGCACGGCAGCACGCUGGCAUGCCCAAGGCAGCACGGAAGCACGCAGGCACGCCCAGAGCAGCACGGCAGCACGCUGGCAUGCCCAGGGCAGCACGGUAGCACGCUGGAGCACCCAGGGCAGCACGGCAGCAGCACGCUGGCACGCCACGGCGGGUCAUCGUCGGGGCAAAAUAGGCGGUGGCCGCGGCGCCGUGCUAGGCGGGCGGGGCUACUGCCACAGCGGGCAAGGCAUCGUCGGGGCAAAUUAGGCGGCGGACAGGGACGCCGUUCUAAGCGGGCAGGGCAUCGUCAGGGCAAAUUAGGCGGCGGACAGGGAUGCCGUGCUAAGCGGGCAGGGUCACGUCGGGGCGACUUAGGCGGCGGACAGGGACGCCGUGCUAAGCGGGCAGGGCAUCGUCGGGGCGAAUUAGGCGGCGGCUCGGGGCGCCGUGCUAGGCGGGCGGGGCUACUGCCACGGUGGGCAAGGCAUCGUCCGGGCAAAUUAGGCGGCGGACAGGGACGCCGUGCUAAGCGGGCGGGGCCACGUCGGGGCGACUUAGGCGGCGGACAGGGACGCCGUGCUAAGCGGGCAGGGCAUCUUCGUGGCGAAUUAGGCGCCGUGCUAAGCAGGCGGGGCUAG
Messenger RNA from Magnolia sinica, 702 nucleotides. RefSeq lists its product as uncharacterized. Lineage: Eukaryota; Viridiplantae; Streptophyta; Magnoliopsida; Magnoliales; Magnoliaceae. The record is from RefSeq and is a predicted model, not a curated record. Bases 1 to 702 code for a protein of 233 amino acids. The transcript has 2 exons.